This is a messenger RNA of Scylla paramamosain (green mud crab), 7705 nucleotides long. Its product is annotated as 2',3'-cyclic-nucleotide 3'-phosphodiesterase-like. Lineage: Eukaryota; Metazoa; Arthropoda; Malacostraca; Decapoda; Portunidae. The coding region runs from base 5161 to 6381 and encodes 406 amino acids. Gene Ontology annotation, molecular function: 2',3'-cyclic-nucleotide 3'-phosphodiesterase activity. Gene Ontology annotation, cellular component: cytoplasm; membrane. Gene Ontology annotation, biological process: cyclic nucleotide catabolic process. The record is from RefSeq and is a predicted model, not a curated record. The transcript has 5 exons.
UUAAGAAUUUUGUUUUGAUUUAAGAAUUAAAAAAAUAUCUACUAAUAGAAUUGCCUGAUGAUAAUAAGUUUAAUCUAACCAGAUCUAACUGGUGUGUUUGUCCCCUUUAUUCACAAUAAAAGACUAAAUGCAAGAAAUGGAAGGUGAUACUGAUAGCCAGUAAUGUAAUAGCUGUGGUUGUUGCUACUUCUGUGGCUGCUAAUGGUGAUGGUGAUGUUUUGUAAUGUUGAUGGGAAUGACAUUGACUAGCUGUAGCUAAACUCUUUAUAAUCUCUCUCCACUAUUGCUUUACUUUGCAGUUUUAAAAUAUUUAGCUGCUGUUUAUAUUUUCUAAUCACAUGUAUUUACCUAGUUGUAUUUACCCUGUUGUGACAUACAGAAAAAGAGCUAUGCUUGUGCUGUCCCAUCUCCAUAUCUAUUUUUAUCUGACUGUCUUAAAUUCAUUUAUCGUAUUUGCAUCAAUGACUUCUCUGUCCAAAUCAUUCCAGACCUCCACGGUUUUAUGUGGGAAGCUAUUUUUCUUAACAUUUCUUCUACAGUUUUUUUUUUUUUUUUUUUCCCCUCCAGUUUUCUGUGUAUCCCCUUGAGCCUCUUGUAUCCCACGUCACCAAGUCAUUCCUAUCCAAGUUUUCUGUUUCAAUUAUCACUAUAUUGUAUGAUCAAAUCACCUCUCUCUUUUCUCUGUUCAAAUGUUAUAAGACUCCGUUUUGACAGUUUUUCUUCAGAUGAUAGAUCCCUCAAACUUGGAGGUAACUUUGUUGCUGCUCCUUGUAUCCCUUCCUAUUUUCUUAUAGAUUUCUUGAUGCCAGGUGAUCACACCACAGCUGCAUACUUCAAUCUUGGGCAUAUCAUGGUCACAAUCAAUUUUUUUUGAUAAUUUCAUCCAGAUGUGUAAAUGCUGUCCUUAUGUUUCUCAGUAGGUUAUAUGUUUCACCUCUAAUCUUGUUUAUGUGUUUCUCUGGUGACAGCUUAUCAGUAAUAAUUACACCAAGGUCUCUCUUCUGUUCUUUUGCUAGUUCUUUCAUUCCCAAUGAAUAAUCUCUAAUCUUUCUUUUGCCACUCUUGCCAAAUUCUGUUGCACUGCAUUUCUUUGCAUUAAAUUCCAUCUGCCACUUUUGGCUCCACUACCAGAUCUUGAUUAGGUCCUGUUGAAGUGCUGUGCAAUCUUCUUUUCUAUUUUUCUCGAUAAUUUUGUAUGAUGUAUAUGUGCAUGUGUAUGGCACUGAAUGUAAGGAAUGUGUUCAGAUCAGUGAUAAGGUUUAUUAGUAAGAAUGGGUUACAGUACUACAGCUGCUUUGCGCGAUGGCAGUACUGUAAUCAGCAGUUUGGGCUUUUGCCAUGUAGAGCCAAACUGUGUGUAUUGGGAAGUGCAAGAUGAGAAAGCAAUCAGGUCCACUAAUUCUUGCCUGCAUGUUGUGUGAACUGUUAGUAAUUCAAUUAGUUUAAUCCAAUUAGUAACAUGCUGCAUUACAUCCAGUGGUGCUAGGCUUUUAUUGGUUUUCUUUCUAACAAUCUCAGAUCCCACCUUUCCCUGAGAUACAGCAUGGUAGGUUUAAGUCACUUGUUGCUGGCUGUUACUUUAGAGUAAGAGUGGCAGAGAAGGGUGGUUGAAUGAAUACUGUGGAAGGGCAGCUGGGAGCAAGAGUUAUGUUCUACCUGUGUUGUUAGUUUAGAGCAGGACAGGAUUAACAUCUCCCCUGGCAAAUGUUCUUGGCCCCUUAAGGAUGUGCCAUGGAAGGUAGAAUGGUCAUGACAUAAUGAGGUGGGGGGAAGUCUGGCUGCAUCCUCUUGUCCAGAUGAUCCUUUGUGUCAUGACUGAGACAACGACUAGGCAGUGUACUCCCAUUUAGCCCAUGUGUCCACAGGCCCAGGGUGAGGGCAUCUUAUGCAGGUGCAGUGGCUAGCCCAGCCCACAUAGCCAAAGGGUGUAUAUAAGCCUGACCAGUUGCGCUUACAGUUUGUGCCCAUGUCUCACAAUGGAGUGACUCUUUUUCAAGAUGCACAACAUCACCACCUUAGGUACCAGCCCACUAUUGGCUGCACCUUAGUUCACAUGGUUGCAUGAGCCUCACCACUAAUCACAAUGUCAUCAACAGUGCUGGCAUCUCACUGCAGUACCUCAGGCAAAAAUUCUUAGGUCACUUGGUUGCAUGGGGAGGCUAUUGCCCAGCCGCACAUUGGUUCAGAGAUGUUUGGGUCUAGGUUGGACCUGUUUUCAAGGCCAGUCAGCCAGUUUUCAAGGGAGAUUACUCCAUGUUCACACUCUGAUUCUUACAUGUUAGCCCCCAAUCCUUGGCACCCACUCAGAGGUGGCUCAACCCUCUCCUCAAUUAGCCACCUUUGCUGUUGCUGUGCCUUCUAUACCUACCCCGAAUAUGGGCAUGUCAUCUUUGUUGCCACUUAACUUUAACUUACCAAUUGACUUCUCUAAAGAUGAUGAGACUCAAUCUGCCAACCACCCAGGGGAGCCAGAUACCUCCACUCCAGACUUCCAUGAGAUGGUGGAAUUUGUUGUCUCCUGUUUCCCAGAAGCAGAAGAGCAAUGUGUGGAGUCAGUUCAGGCAGACACACCAGGUACACUUAGACAACAAGAGAUUUUCCAUGCUCCUAGUUCACACAAGUGAGACCAAUGGUUUACUUCGUUGAAGCAGCCUGCCAGAUACCCAUCUUGUCGAUACCUCCUGCACGUAUGCAGUGAGCAGCCUUAAAGAAGUAGGUAAGGCCGCUAAGCUAAACCCUGUCUUACCCCUCUCCCUUACCACUAAGGGAAGAGAACCCCAGGUUUUGCCCAGCAGGCAGAGGAUGAGGGAGGCACAGAAUUUUUCUUUUUGGACCCUGGUAGCCUUUUACUGACUUUUACAGUCCACGAUGCCACCUCCUGAUACUAUAGCCAUGGCAGAUCAACUCUUCAAGAGUCUCCAAAUAGCCAUGGUGGAUCAGGUAAAGGAUUCAGCCUUUGCUUUAGUGAGUGUGAAGGCAUUAUGCAGGGAGUCUUACCUCUUGUAUCUCCCUCCAUCCUUUAAGAGGUUCUCCUUAGACAGUCCUCCAUAGAUUCUGGUCUUCUCUUUGAUGAGGAUAGAAUCAAAGAAGCCUUGAACAGGGCAGAUAAAGCUACUUCUUUGACCUUCCAGCAAGCAGCAGCCAAGGCUCUCACUAAACCACGCCCUAUUCCAGGUAGAGCUUUGGUGGAGUGCAAUCCCAAGCCCUCCACCUCAGGAAACCCUUUCUCCUGGCAACAACAACUGGCUCCUUCUCCACACAAGUCUUGAGGUGGACCAGGUGUCUCUUCCACUUUUAAAAGGGGAAAGAAAAUUUUUUUUUUGGAAGUGAAUCCCCUAUCUCCACUCACAAAGGUGGCAGGUAGCCUUGCUUGAAACUGUGGUGAGUGGAAGGCCACAGGAGCAGAGGAUUGGGUACUUGCUAUACUGGAGCACAGUUGCUGAAUCCCUUUCAUCACAUGUCCACCCCUGCGGGCCGACCCAGUGGAUUUUGGGACUUGCUCACCAGAUUCUGAGAAAGGAAAAAGCCUUGGACACAGAAAUAUGACUGCUCAUAGACAGAGUAGUGGAGAAUGCUCUCCCUCCACCAGGAUUCUUCAGAUGUGUCUCUGUGCCUACCAAGGCUACAGGGGGCUUUCACCCAGUCAGACCUCUCAGUCCUUAACAAGUAUGUCUUCAAGACCAGAUUCAGGAUGGAGACAGUGAGGACAGUUCUUGCAAUAAUACACAAGAAUAACUGGAUGGUGUUGGUAAAUCUAAAAGAUGCCAACUUUCAAGUGCUUGUCCAUCAGGAAAGCCUCAAGGUUGCUAUGUUUUUCUUCCUCAAUGAGACUAUAGAAAGGGCUCAAGAGUCUCUAUCUGAGGACCUCUUUCCACUUCUCCAGGUAAGGGCCCACAACAUCUGUGGUAUCACCACCUCCUUUCUCUUAUGGAAAAAUAAAUCAGUUUCUAUUAUUUUGGAUGUGGCUUGCUGGAAGACACCUUCAGUCUUUGCUGAUCACUACCUGAAGGACUUCCAAAGAAUGGAGGAGGACUUUGCUGCUCAGGGCCCAAUUGUAGCAGCUGGUCACGAUGUGUCUUAAGGUCCUCCUUCAGGGUUCAAUGACACUCUCCCCAGAACAAGGUACAUUGUAGACAUUCAAUGUGAGGUCCAAGUGGCACUAUCACUCCCCACUACCUCAUCACUUUCAGGACUCUCCUACUCAAGUGAGUUGGUUGCCGACUCUUAAUAAUGUGGACUCUCAUCCUCUUAUUUUCUUUCCAUGACAUCAUCCCUCCUCCUUAAAUCUGAAAAUCUGCUAAGUAGAAGAAACAGGUAUUAUGUGAAACAAAUCACCUUUUUAAUCCUAAAAGGGAUUUUUCACUUACAUGUUUCUUCUAUGCAAACUGUCCCCCAACCUCACCUCUUCAUGGUGGUUGUCAGCAAGGAAUGAGGGUAUGUGGGUCAUCAGGGUUGCCAUAGCAAUACUGACCAUAGUUUUCUAAUGGAAUUAAACUUAAAUGUGGGAGGGAUGAGUUGGAUGAUACUGGGGAACAUGUAAUGCCAAGUAGAAGAAACAGGUAAGUGAAAAAAUUCCUUUUAGGAUUAAAAAGGUGAUGUUGCUUAAAAAUAUGAAAAUAUGAUAAUGAUAUUAAUGGAUGAUUGGCUGGUAAAGAAGACAGUAAAAUCAAGUGUGAGCAGUGUGAGAUAGGCCAUGUAAGGGAUGGAUAUAUAGUAAGAAGAUCUUAAAGGGAAGAGGACUGACAUUGGAGCAUAGUAGAGUGAUUGUGUGUGACAGAAGCAGAUGGAGAGCAGUUGUGAGUGCAAGAGGAAUGACAUUGCCCUGCAAACUACAAAGGAGGUGCCACACAUCGAUAAUCUCACACAGGUGUGGAGCAAUUGGGUGUGGUAGGGGAGGGUACUAGCUAUGAAGGAGCCUUGUUUUGGACCAAACUUUCCAAGCUGUACUGCUAAUCACUGUAAAGUGAGGGCCUGAGAACUUUCUCUUCUCUCCUAGGGACCAAGGGGUGAAGAGAGUGGUGUGAAUGAGUGUGAAUUUGAAAGUUAUGUGCCUUGUUUUGGCUGUUCCUCUUUCUAGGAGAGACAGCUGUAGUAUGUGCUCGUAUUUAUAUUAAUGAAGAAAUCCUUGGAGUUGAAAAUGUUGGUGAUGCAGUCAAGGUGAUGUUCAUCAUGAAGGGACUGCCAGGCUCUGGAAAAACCUUCAUCGGUGAAGUCAUCCAGGAAGUAUAUAAGGAUACGUGUGUAUGCUCUGCUGAUCACUAUUUCAUGCAGGAUGGUGUAUAUGAGUUUGACAGAGAAAAACUGAAGGAGGCUCAUGAAUACUGUCAGCAGCAAGCAGCCAGUGCAGCAGAGCAGAGCAUUCAUGUCAUUGUGAUAGACAACACCAACCUGAAGCACUGGGAGAUGAAGUUUUAUUUGAAUUUAGCAAGGACUCACUUGUAUAUUCCUGUGGUGGUGGAGCCGCAGACCACUUGGGCAGUGCAUCCUGCUGAACUUGCUGUGAAAAAUAUCCAUAAUAUCCCAGAGGAAAUAUUAUCAGACAAGAUCAAAGCAUACCAGCCGGUACUACCCAUAUAUUAUGGAUGGUUUCUGAAUGAAGUAGACUCAGAAGAGAUUUGCUCAAUUGGCUGGUCAUGGUUUCAAAAAGCUCUAGGAGUACAGGACUUUGUGGAACACUUUUCACAAGCUUUCCAGGCUGACUCCAAUGAGGAUCUUCACAGCUUCUUUGCUCAAGACAUAGUUGCUGACAGACGCCGUGUGCUUCAUGCAACUUCAAAGUUCACAGCGAGGGGAAAAAGUAUGGGUGCUAAUGAAUAUAUUAACAGUCCAGUUGUGAAACAAUCUUUGGGCAAGGGGUUUAGAUUGUGUGUAGUAGGUUUUGUAAUUACUACAAGAACUAUAGGAGCAAGACUCAAACUGACCAAGGAGCAGUUGGAAUUAUGGUCUAGUGAUGAUCAUGAAGAUCCUCCUGUGACUCUGUUGAAUUCUGGGGUUUUGAAAAAGCACCAGUUCAGUCAUUCUAAUUCAGAUAGGAGCAAGGAAAAAUUUAGAUUUUCAAAGUACAAGAACACCUCUGUUUGUCUCCCAAGUGUGACUGAGAGAGAAAUUUUCUGUGAUGAGGACAGGUUUUACCCAACAUCAGGAAAAGGAAGUCGUGCUCAUCUCACCCUUGCUUGUGCCCCCGGGAUCAAACCAGUCACUACAGGCUUUGAUCUUAUUCUUGCUGUGAGGUGUGAACAACGAAUGCGUAAAGGUGAAAACCAAAAAGCUGAAACUUAUGUAAUUGAUGGAGGUAUAUUGAUGAAUUAUGGUGAAGGAAUUUGGGUUGUGUAUCCAAAUUCUGAAAUGUUAGUAUCCUCCUUAUUUUCAGCAUUUGUCUAGAAUACUGUGUGUAAGCAAAAUUGUUUUGGUGAUUUUCAGAGUUCAUAAAGUAGAGUCAGUGAAUCAGUGGGGUUUUUAGCCAUGAUUUAUAAUUGUGCUAUGUUUUAAGGAGAGUAGUAAGUAAAUUAAUAAAUUUUGAUGUUAUGAUCAUGGAAAAUGAGAUUUUUAAAGUUAGAAUUUAAAUUCUCAAAUAAUAUCAAAUGUAUUCAUGCAGUAUAUGUUAACACACCAUUGUCUUUGUACAAACUAGGGGUAUUAUAUGGUGGCCCUCAUAGUUCAGUACAAACUAGGGGGUAUUAUAUGGUAGCCAUUACAGGGUUGCCAUUAUUAGUAUGUUUUCAUAAUUUGAAAUACAUUAAUAUAGUAUUAAAACUGCUUUUUCUCUGAAAUGUAGUACAAUAGAAGAUCUGGGUAAUGAUGGACAGGGAACCAUAGCUCAGGUACCCCUCAGAAUUAACUAGUUUCUCACAUAUGGAUGGGAGGUCCAGUGAGGGGUGCUUUGUAGGCAAAAGGGACCUACACUUACUGAAAAACAGUAAUUCACUUCCUUCUUGAAUAUAUCAAUCUCUACCCUUAGUGUCACCACAUCUUCAAAUGCCACUCCAUGCAUAUCUUGGAUGCAUUUCUAAGCCAUCCCCAGUAUGCUUAAGUCUUUGAAGGGACAGAAUGCCUUUCACAAACAGACACAUAAAAGUGUGGAAUGGAUUGCCUAUAGAGUUGGGAAAAAACAGGGUCUAAGAAAACUCAAUCUUUUUUGUUUAUUCAUUUAUUUAUUUUUUUUUUUUGCUAUUCCUGAUAUUUUUAUGUAAAUUAGUUAAAAUAAGUUAUUAAAAAGUAAUAUGGAGUGAAGCAAGAUUUUGAAGUUUUGUGUGAAGUACAAAUGCUUGUUUAAGACUUAUUGAUACAUGCUGGUCCAGUUAGACAAUUUGUGUUAUGUACUGAACAAUUAAAGUACAGGUGAGGCUUGACUACUGCUGACAGACUGACAGUCUCAGUUUUUCUGUGAUUGUGAAAGGACAACUCCACAAAAUAUGAACAAUAAAAGUACAGGUGAGGUUUGACAACUGCUGACUGACUGACAGUCUCACUUUCUCUGUGAUUGUGAAAGGACAACUCCACAAAAUGUCUCCUAGGAAUGGAAGAAAUAAGGCACCACAAUGGGAUGAAGUUGCUGUAUUAUCAGAGUACAAGUGCAUGAGACAAAGUUUUGCUUGUGAUUAAAAGCAACUGUGAUUUUUUUUAAGAGGUGUUAAUGGGUUUUAAGAUUUUGAUGUGUAGUACAUGUAACCCAACUACAGUAAAUUCUCUUUAACUCUUAUACUUA